UCUAGGCUACAUCGUCUUGACAUACUUCAUCUCACAUCAUUUCUUUAUUCUACAAAACCAUUUAUUUAAAAUUAAAUAAAAAAUGUAACAAUUAGCAAAAACUCUGUAACAUAAAAAUGUAUUGUUUGAGAGCUUGUCGUUUGGGCGCUCUGCAGUUGGCGAGCUUGGCGCCCCCGCCGGCCGGCAUCAUGGCCGUCGCCAGGCUCAGGCAGCCUUCGCCCUGCGACGUCACUCCCAAUAAGAAGCCGUGCUUCGACAUGACAAAGGUGCGAGUGGAGCGCGCGAACAAGUGCCAUUCAAACAUGAUACGCUUGUUUCUGUACGCGCACUGCUGGCCGCGCGAGCCCAGUGUCGUCGGCCUGUGGAUGUCCUCCGACAGCCCCUACCUCGAUAUACUCACUGAAAAGUACUCUAAUUCCGGUGAUCGCUUUUUGGCAUUCGAGCAGCUGGAUCGUACACGUGAGUCGCGGCUGAUCGGGGUGUGCGCGGCCAACAAGCUGUUCCCGUGGAUGGUGGCCGAGCUGGAGGAGUGGGCCAACUUCACCUACUGCAAGCCCGACCGCACACGCAUGUACUUUAUAGCUCACUGCAUCAAGAAUGCCGACCUUAUCAGGAAGUACAAUGUCGAGUACAUUUAUGACGUGGAGGUGCUGUGCACGGACGCGUCGGUGGCGGCGCGCGGCGUGGGCACGCGGCUGCUGUCAGCGACGCUGGUGCAUGCCGAAGAUCUCGGCUACCCAGUGGCGCAGGUCAUCGCGGUCAGCCACUACGCUGCGAAGAUCUGCGAGAAGUGCGGCAUGACGCGCGAGUGGUCGAUGAACUACGACGACUACGUGGACCGCACGGGCCACCAGGUGUUCUUCCCGCGCCGGCCGCACCUCACCGUCGCCGUCUACUCCAAGUUCUUUGACCCAUCCAAGCCCAAGCCGCUGCCUUGCAAACCACCAUUCCUUUAAUACUGUUUAAUAGCUUCGAAUCACGUGUGACUUUGAUUACUUUAUUCAAAGAAAAAUUCUCAGUGAAACAGUAAACAGCAAAAAUCAGUGUUAUUAAUUAGACAUACCUUCACCAUCCUCAUAUUAAUUAGUUUAUUUUUGUAUGUACCGAACGAAAAGUUUAGUGUAACCAGGUAUCGAAUCUAAUAAAAUAAUACACAACAUUUAAAUACA
Molecule: messenger RNA, 1169 nt
Organism: Papilio polytes (common Mormon)
Lineage: Eukaryota; Metazoa; Arthropoda; Insecta; Lepidoptera; Papilionidae
Exons: 5
Coding region: 117-956 (279 amino acids)
Molecular function (GO): N-acetyltransferase activity
Source: RefSeq, a predicted model, not a curated record